This is a messenger RNA of Kwoniella shivajii, 4551 nucleotides long. RefSeq lists its product as uncharacterized. The record is from RefSeq and is a predicted model, not a curated record. Lineage: Eukaryota; Fungi; Basidiomycota; Tremellomycetes; Tremellales; Cryptococcaceae. The transcript has 3 exons. Bases 1 to 4551 code for a protein of 1516 amino acids.
AUGAUCUUUCCUCUUCUUUCUGUCCUCUUCGCUGCUGAGUUGGUACACUCGCAAUCUACCGGUAACAUCACCAUAUCCUCCCCAAAAACAUGUAUCAUAUUAGCCCAGGUGGCAUCACUACAAUCACCAAACUCUAUCAUUUCCAUGAUCCCAAUAUGCCCCUCCUCUUCAUCAGAAACAAUAUCCUGGCCAUUGACAGGAUCUGGAGAUGGAGCUGCGUCGGGUAUAGGUAUAUACUCCCAGCUAAAUGGGGGUAAGGCGGGAUGUGUAAUGAGUAUGAGUCAGAUGACAGCUAUGUACCUUCUUGGAAGGAGCUUGAAGUGGGAAGACGUUGGAACAAUAUUUGAUGAAACAGCUGGAGUAGCAAUAGCGGAUCCUAUGAGCCAAAAGAUAUUGAGAUGCGGCCCUUCGAAUACAAUCUUUCCUGAUGGAUUAGUUCUCCCUGAUGCGGCCUCGAUCCCAAACGAUCCAGUAUGGCGACAGAGUAUUGUUCUUCAAGUUGACCAAUCUCCGAAGUCACCACAACCGAUACCAUCGGAUGUUGUGAAUUCUACCUCAUCCAGCACUUCCACACUUUCCAGUAUUUUGAGACAGGAUACCAGUCUUGGCUCUACCUUGUCCGCUGCAUCCCUUCUUGGAUCUUCAGGUACAACUGGAAUUCAAGGCGUUCAAACGUUCUCUUCUCAUCAAGGCGUAACCGUUACCGCAACUGAUUUUCCCAUCAGUAUUGCUCAACCCAUAGUGGCCAGCUCCAGUGUGACGGACUCAUCAGCACUCACAGCCACUACUUCUGACACCACAACCCUUGUCAUCGAGGCGACUUCCGACAUCUCAGCCACCUCUUCCAAUGUGCAAUCCACCGCGAAAACAGAGUCCAGCUCUGCGUCAAUUCUGGACUCCAUCGUAACAGCCUCGGCUGCAUCGACCGCUCAAGAGAUCAUCACUAGCAUGCUCGGCCCAUCCACAGCCGAUGGUCUGCUCGCAACUCCAUCACAAGUUGCAACGACUAUUGAAGCUGCUGCAUCAUCCACUAAGAUAGAAAAAUCGGCGAUACAUUCUUCAACAUCUCCGAUUCAUGAUUCCACCACUGUCAUCUUGGAAGUAUCGACUACUAUUACUGCAGUACCCAGUUCUUCGACAAGUGGAUCGACCAGUUCUUCUUUGUCAGAUGCAGUCUUACCUUCAUCGAUCAGCUCUGAGUAUGUUGCCGGCUCAUCAGCAUCUGAAGCUGCGACUGAUGAGCCCAUCGACCCUUCUCGUGUGGAGUCAUCAUUUACUGUUUCUGUACCUGGAGCUACCGGGGUCCCAUCAGUCGUUGAUUCCGAGACUUUUGUGAUUACUACCAGUACGGACAUCUCAUCAGAUUUCUCAUCUACGGAUACCCUAUCCAAUCAUGCCUCCAACACAGCAACUGCCAAUGAGAGUCCGGCAGACAUGCCACAAUCAGCGACUUCAAUCACGCCGGAACUCAGCACUGGUGCUAAGAAUUCGUUGACUCCGGAAGUGCAGAGCCCAUCCACCACUGAAACGGGAGGAGUUUCCACCUCUAUCGAUAACCCCGGAGUUCCCAACGUGCCCAUUGCACCUUUCACUCUUACACUUGAAAGCUCAGACACUACCUCUGCCACAGAACGAAAUCCAACCUCUGGAGUUGAGACAGCUCCGACAAGCGCUGCUACUUCAUGCUAUAUCUCGUCGCCAAGCCCCUUUCUUAGUACCAUCAUGAGUGCCGAAAUUCCUGCUGCAUCUGAAGUAUUUGUCGAUCAGACAAUCACCACAUUUGUGCAAGCAACAACGACCACCAACGCAAUUCAUACGGCGGCGGCUGUGAUGUCCGAUACGAUCGAUCAGCCUUCCUCAGAAGGGUAUCAAGUCAGCUCUUCCCUAAUCUCAGAAACUAAUUUAUCGUCCUCAUCCAGUCAGCCAUCGCAAAGCCUGUCACCUACUGCUGCUUCAUCUGAUCUCCGCUCAUCUUCUACCUCUAGUUCCUUAACUUCCUCGUCCACCGAGACCGAGAUCAAGAUUUCAUUAACCCAGUCAACUUCUGUUUCCGCCGUAGCGCCAGAAACUACUGCCACAAACAGUAAUCCAAAUACAGAAUCCUCUUCAGGUUUAACUGAUAAUCCUCCUGAAUUCAGCGAGUUACCCAUUCUGCAUGCUGUCCCCCCUUCCAAGACUAUCAAUAAUAGCCAAUCAUCAUCCGACUCGGAUAAGACCCAAUCUAUAGAUGAACAGCUGUACGUCACUUCCUCUGUCAAAAAGCUCUUGGACCAGGAAACAAAAACCAGUACCGCUUCAUCAAGGUCCGUUUCUCAAGCUGAACCGAGUGUCACUGGAGGACAGACAUUGAGUACAACAACGUCGCAAAGCCAAUUGUACUCGACACUAUCCUCGGCUCCCAGCACAUCAAAUUCUGUAAUCGAUGUUCCAGGUCCAAGUACGAUCCUCGCCCUCUCCAACUUCCAGGUUGAAUCAGCAACAACGAAGAGCUCAAUAGCUACGACCCCUGAUCCGCAGGAUCAAGAAGACCCGUCCGACCGAUCUCUGCCUCCUGUUCAGCUAUUAGCGGAGGUCAAGCACCACAAGAAGUGGAGGGGACGAAGGAGAGGUUUCGGGGGUGGAGGUUUUGGUGGCUGGGCAGCCGCGGGAGGUGGUGGAGGCUGGGGUGCUGCUGAUUGGGCUGCUGAAGGGAAUGAAGACGAUACAGGCUUCGGAUCCUUCGGUUGGGGUCAGCAACUAUCAGAUGAAGGAGGAGAAGGUCCAACAGAGGGCACCAUAUUGAACAGCAACGCCAAAGCUGAACCGCUAGAGCAGCCACAACCAACGGUUCCAGCUUCGAGUUUAGUGAAUAAACCUACUCCGCCGCAUAUUGUGGGUUCAUCGUACAGAUCGACAUCAUCAGCACUCCGUCCGCCUUCUUCAACUUUUCAAGUCUCAGCUUCUCUCGGCACAUCUUCGGGUCCUCCACUACCUACUCCUACCAUAAAUGUCCAUUCAAGUCUGAUGCCGUCUUCUGUGACAAAGCUCCCGCCAACAUAUUCCUUCAGUGUUCUGACCAGCUCCCCAGCAUUACUCACAGCAGAAUCACAUGAAUCCGAGUCGCGAUCCAGUAUCAGUAUCCCCCGCUCGUCAACCAGCAGAGAUGUUCUCGUUUCCACAGCCAGUUCAAGAUCACUGGCUGCCACUUCGCAAACAGCUAUUUUCCGACACUCGACUACCGAGACUGCCACAGUCCGUGACUCCACGACUAUGACUGCUACUUCAACGCUUCAGACAUCCACAACGCAGACUACAACUGUUCAUCUCCCCACCACCGAGUUCUCUUCCACAACGGAGAUAGCUACUGCAUUCUCCACCUUCCUUUCGCCAUUGACCAAGGUCCUAUCUACUACUCAAACUUCGACUUUUCGAUCUGCUGUCACCGAAGUCUCCGUAUCUGAAACAGCUACCAUCGAGACGUUAUCUACGACUACUUCUCACACGAAGACUGUGCUAGCAUCAGUGACAUCGACUUCAACUCUUCAGGCCUUUAUCACCGCUUCUACCACCGAGACCGCUUCCAAGAUCACCUCAAUGACAGAAGUAACGAAUAUCACUAUGUUAACAACAAGGGUACGUAGUCAAACGACUUCUGUUACCCAAACCACUAAAUCGACGAGCAUUGCAACUGUACAGCCACCUCGACCGCAGAGCUCUAAUUCAAGGGAAAGCUCAAUGGAGGAAGAAUAUACAGCCACGUCUGGCACGACAAUGCUUGCCCAACCGACAACGGAAACCUCUAGGACCUCCUCAUCAUCCCCAACAUCUACCCCUCCGCCAACUUUCUCUGGCGAGCUACCUAGUACUUCUGAGGAACCUAUACAAACCUUGAGCUCCUCGUUGAUCGAGCAAUCAUCAUCACCGAUCACAUCGCAGACUUCUACAGAAACAACGUUCGCCUCUUCGCUCGCCGAGUCGACAGCAACCUUACCGUCGUCUUCAUCUUCGCUUUCCUCGCCUUCAACUCCACCACCACCAUCAUCCUCGCCUUCAACAUCAUCAUCCACCGAGCCGCUGCCCCAACCAUCAGCUGAGCCAUCGCCUGAGCCAUCAACCACAUCUAGCCAGCCAGUCACUCCGUCGUCCGAAUGGACCGAGUUUCCAUUAUCGUCUUCUACUCCGUCCCCUCCAAUACCUACUCCUAGCUCAGUGGCCUCAGAUUCACCAUCACCAAUGCCAGACGAUGGACAGGCUGGACAAGGUCCAGUAUUCACAGUAGAUGGAUCGACCGUGGGCCAAUUUAGCGGUCCUGGAUCUGUAGCAGCUGUUGCAGCCAGAUCGACUAGAAAGGCUGCAGCUAUAGUAGUGCAGAUAUACACAACGACCUCCUCCCCGAUAAGUUGUACAACAAGCUCAGCGGCUAGUCCGGCAAAGACUGUUGUUCCGAGCGGCACUCUUGAAACGUCGGAUGUAUAUAGUGGCCAGUCAAGGAGCCAAAAAUCAGGCGAAAUACGGACAAUUCCGAUUGAGAAAAGGAAAAGACACACAUCGAGGUCCAGAAAAAGAACAUGA